This is a messenger RNA of Linum trigynum, 2507 nucleotides long. The record is from the annotation of a GenBank genome assembly. NCBI's taxonomy places the organism in Eukaryota, Viridiplantae, Streptophyta, Magnoliopsida, Malpighiales, Linaceae.
CAUUACCAAGAAGACUUUCUCCCACAACCAAAAGGGCCACCGGAGCUGGAGUCAACCAUGGCGGCCUUCACGGCCAUUCUGCAGAGCCAUGCUACACUCCACAGCCAGAUCCAAACUAUGAAUUGAGGCUUCUCAUGGAGCAGUUUGCUCGAGACAGUGAGAGAUCAUGGUCCAGGAUGGAUCUUUGUACCCAAGCCUAUCGUGAAACAGAGGAGAUUCUCCUGAGCAUUAAGAAGAGCGUCAAUGAUCUUGAGCGAUUAUGCACAACCUGCUCCAGAUCACCCGUCUGCUACCAUACUAGAAGAGGAGGAAGAAGAAGAAGGCUACAAGGACAUGGUGAAGCACACAGAAGUUGUCAUAGAGAGCUCCCGUGAUGAUCAUAAUCAUGAAUGUCCUGUCGUAGCCGACCACACCUUUCCACAUUCCACACUGAGCUUUGAAGAGGCGGGCAUGAGUGAGGAGAUGCAAGAAGAUCUCAUGAAAGAAAUUGCUUGGCAACUUGGUCUCCAAUCCGUGCUGGAAGAAGAAGAGCCAGAAAGGGUGCAGAAAGAAGUUGUGGAGGAUGAUGAAAGUGAAGCAGAAGAAGUUCUUGAUCAUUUCCCAGGGGUGAUACCACAUGAAGAAGGAAGGGGGUUGAAGAAGCAAUUGGCGUCCAGGCCGAGGACGAAGUUGAGGUGGAAGAGGCUUGCACCGACCAUGAGUUACAUGUGAUAUGUCCACCAAACUUCGAGGAACUACUUAGCAAGGACCCAUUUGCAGUGUCUCUUGGCCAGACCAAGCCCACAUCGACAUUGGUUCCUCUUGGUGGAUGCGAUGGUGGUCAAUCGUUGCUGUCAUAUCUAGUUUGGGGCAAUGAGACGAAAGAAGAGAAGAAGAGGUCUCGAGGGUGGAGACUUCAUCUGCAUCAAGUGCACGAGCUUCCAUCACCUGUCAUACCACAUGCUCGUGGCUUGAGACUCCACCUCAUCGACGAGAACCUCAAUUUUAAGGAGUUUUUGGGGUGGACCAAAACUUAGGAGCCUUCGUCCGGCUCACGACGUGAAAGAAGGGCUUGUUGGGAGGCAACCCAACCAGUCGGUUUCAUUUCUUUCUCCUUUCCUCCUCGGUUGAGUCAGUUUUGUUCUUGGAUUUUAGAGUCAAUAACUCAACUUUUGUGAGAUUUUGUGUGGUGUUUGUGUUUCGACUACUCUCUCCUCCAGGAAUGCACCGCCUGCCUCGUCCACCAUCAUUCACCCUUGAUUUGGUAACUUCGUUCUACCCUCCUUAUCUUUCCUCCAUUGAGGACAAUGCCGUGCUUAAGUGUGGAGGGAUGUUCGAUUAUGUAUGCGGGUGAAUGUUUGGUUGUUUGUGUGCUUGGAGCCUAGUCCACUGUCCAAAUUUUUAAAUUUGAGUGCUCCAAGUACGUGUUUCCUUGCAAAUUGCCUGCUCAGUAUGCUUUGAAUUGACAUCCUCUAUAGUAAUGUGCAACUUAGGGAGGUAGUGUAGCACUAUGGAGGAUGUUGAAGUAUAAGAUUUUCCCUAUCCAGCUCUCUGUUGUGACAGUUGAUUUUGUAAAUUAGUGGAGCUAAGACCGUUGAAUUCAUGUGGUAAUGGUGACUCUGUUUGGAUUGUGUUAUGGACUCGUGUAUCGAAUAGGGUGCUCAUGUGGGAAAUGAAAAGGAGUUGGUCCUCCAAUCUCCAUGUCGAAAUCAUCGAAAUCUUAAACAUGGGGUAAGCCCAACGUGUGCGGCACCGUUCAUUGCACAAAAUCGGGUUUUGGAGGAGAUUUUUGUGAUCCUUAGUGGGGUACUCCUACAAGGUGAAGCUAAGCUGUCUCUAGUACAAGUAAAACUUCCACCCGUUGAAAGGUUUGCCUACUUGAGGAUGUGUUUUUAAGGGCACAGAUAGAUCUUUCGACCCCACUUAAUUUCAUUGACCCUCCACACGAGUUGAGGAAAAGGAGUUAAAAGAAGUACUCUAGCGAGCGCCAGAUGUACAUAAAUUUCUCUUGUUCGACUAAUAAGGGUCAACCGUUCAAAAGACUGUAGUUGGAAUUAAUCAUAAAUCCCCGUUCGGGUAUUCUUGACCCUGACCGGGGAUUAACCCCCUGUCCCCGACGGUGCGUUUCAAUAAUCCCCGGUCACCACCUAAAAUACCCGACCGGGUAUUCUGAUCGGUGAUCGCGAACGCAGGCUUUUUAAAGCAUGUUUUGUGAGUUUCUGCAAAAGAGAGAGCUGGGUUUCUGAUCCCAAACACCCAAGGGACGAACCAAAGAGAGAGAGGGCGAUUUGAGGGAAUUCUGGGGGUUGAAUUGGUGGAUUUCUUCACCUUGGAAGCUCGAGGAACAAGCCCGGACUUGAAGACUGAUCAUCUGAAGAUUCUUACUGUAGUCUCUCUCUUCUCUAUGAAGUAACUUCCCUUCACUUAGGUUUUGAGGAACCCUAGCCAUGUUUGUUUGAUUGGAUGAUUGUAUGAGUACUCUUACUUGAUAAUCUUGAGUUCAUAUUCAAUAUAUGCAUGUUUUCACG